UUAGACAAAUCGGCGAGCGAGUUUCAAAGGUUCUUAUUUUAUUUGCAAAUUGCAAUCCGAAGUAAAUAAAAUUUUUAUGAUAGAAAAUAAAAAAAAAAAAAAAUAGAAAUAAGUGAUGGAAAAUUUUAAUAUUUAAAAGAAAAUUAUUUUGUUUCUUUUUUUUUUAGAAAAAUAUUAAAAUCAAAUAAAGUUAAAGUGUACGACGGUGUGUGCAUGAUUUGCUCAAAUUUCUAUAAUAAAAAAUAAUAAAAGUAAAUUCUACUUGUAUUGAUUUUUUAUUUUAUUUUUUUUUAAAGUGUAGUGAGUCAAUUAAAUAACGCAAAAAAAAAUAAAGAAAACCUAUAAAAGAAAAUUUUUAAAUUUAAAAUACAAAUGUUUUUAUUUUAAAUGUGAAAAACUUAUAAAAUUAUUAUUUUAUAAGAAUUUUUAUUUUUCUAAGUUAUCUGUAUAAUAUAUGUAUGUAUGUAAUAAAAACCGCAUAUAUUCAAUCGCAUUAUAUCUACUAAUAAAACUUGGUAGCUCACAGAGAGAAAAAAAAAAUAUAUUUAAAAAGUAAAAGUAAAUUUUAAAAGAUUAUUAAUAUUUGCAAUAUUGUUAAAAAAAAAGUGAAUUUAGCAAAAAUAUACGAAAAAUAUAACAGUUUUUUUUUUUGGAUUAAAUGAAAAAUAAGCAGCUUCUAUUGAUUCGUUUGGAAAAAUUCUAUCUACAAUAAAUAAAUUGGAUUUCAUUUUAAAUUCAACAAAAAACAUCUAUAAAAACUUCUAAAUUAAAAAUGUGUAAAUAAAUCACAAAAUUAAAAUUAAAUUUUCAAUAAAACAUAAUAAAAACUUUGGAUUACUCUUUAUGGAUCAACAAAUCUUCUUCAUUGUAAAUUAAUUAAAAUAUAAUAUAGAAAAUAGAAAUUUAUAAUAGACAACUGAUUGGAGAAAAAAAAAGAAUUUUUAAUAUAAGGACUUACGUAUAUCAGAAAUAGAAUAAGGAUUUUAUUUUAAGGAAAAAAAUGACAGACAAUUUGGCAGAAAAACUUUUAAAAUAUCCGACUGCAAUAGGUCGUUUUUGUUUUGUGAUAAUAAAUAAUAUUUAUUGUAUACCAACAUAUGUUGUUUGGAUGGGACUUUUAUUACCAUUAAAACGAUUAAAUCCAGAUGCAUAUUAUAAAAUUGAGGGACUAUUAUUUCAUUGGUUAUUAGCUGUAGUAUCAUUAUGGUCAUAUACAGCUGGUUAUAACAUUGUAGAAGUUGGGGAUGAUAUUGAAGAAUGUCGAACAAAAAAAACUCUUAUAAUCGCAAAUCAUCAAAGUACAGCCGAUGUUCCAUUAUUAAUGGCAAAUUUUAAUGCUAAAGAGGGUGUUCUACCAAAUAUUAUGUGGAUAAUGGAUCGAUUAUUUAAAUAUACAAAUUUUGGUAUCGUUAGUAUAAUUCAUCAAGAUUUUUUUAUUGCUUCAGGUAAAGGAAAUCGUGAUGAAUCAGUGGAAUGUCUUAAAACCCAUAUUAAAAAUUCAUUUCUAAAAAGAAAUCGAAAAUGGAUGGUACUUUUUCCAGAAGGUGGUUUCUUAAGAAAACGUCGUGAGGUUAGCCAACGGUUUGCUAAAAAGAACAAUUUUCCAUUUCUUCAACAUGUAACAUUGCCGAGAGUUGGUGCAUUAAAAGCAAUUAUGGAUGUAAUGGUUGAAGAAGCAGUCAAAUCUGAUAAUACUGGAAUAACAAAAUCUUGUAAUAAAAUUAAUACUGAUAUGGAAAGAAGUUCAUUAAUUAAUAAAAAUGAUAACACAUAUAAAAAAAUUGAGGUACCAUCAAUCACAAGCUUUAACACAACUUAUGAAUCAUCGUCAGCAAUACCAUCAGAUUCAGGUACUUCAACAUCAACAACUACAACAACUUCAGCAACAUUAUUAAAACAACAAACAACAAAAGAAUUUAAUUUAGAAAAUGAUACUGAACGAAACUUGACAUCAUCAUCAUCAUUAUCAACAUCAUCAUCAACAUCAUCGACUGAUAAAAAUAAUUUAGGAGCGCAAGUAAAAGAUGAAACAUUGCCAAAUGGAAAUUCAGGAUUAAAAAAGAAUUUAAUAAAUUUAAGAUCAUCGGCAAAUACAAAUACAGCUAAUACAAAUAUAGGUUGUACAUCAUCAAAUAAUAAUAAAAAUUCAGAGAAUAGUUUACUUGAAUAUAUAUUGGAUAUAACAAUAGCAUAUCCAAAUGCAAUACCAUUGGAUUUACCGAAUAUUGUACAUGGUAUUAGAAAACCAUGUACAACAUAUAUGCUUUAUAGAUUAUAUAAAGUUUCAAAUAUACCAAAAGAUGGUGAAGCAUUAACAAAAUGGUUAUAUGAUCGUUUUGUUGAAAAAGAACAAUUAUUGGAAAGAUUUUAUCAAACUGGUCAAUUUUAUUUAGAUCGUACUAUGAAUAAUGGUCAAGUGAUACAACAAGAUUUAUUAAGAUUCGUUUUAAUUAAUGUAUUUUUUAUUACCUCAACAUAUUUUCAUUAUCAAAUGUUUACAUCGUUAUAUACGUAUUGCUUACAUUUAACGUAUGGUGCAUCAUAAUAAUUUUAUUAUGUAAUAAAAAAACUAAUUAUAAAUAAGAUAUUUUCUUUUUAAAAAUUAAGCAAAAAAAAAAAUAAAAUAAAUUCAAUUAAAAUAAAUAAUAAAAAAAAAACAAAAUUGACAUUACAUAGAACAGAAAAAAUUAAUUAAAAAUUUCAAAAAAGAAAAAUUUUAUUAGAUUUUUGUCUAAGUAGAUUCUAAAAUAAUUAUUAUUAUUAUUAAAUAUAUGAUUUUUAAUUAUAAAUAUUACGUAUGUAACAGAAAUAUUGUACAUUUAUAUUUAAUAACUAUGUUUCUUUCCUUUAAAAUUAAAUUAAUCCUUAUAAUGUAAAAAUUUUAAAAUCAAUCAAACAAAAACAUUUUUUUUUCCAAUUCCAAUAUAAUAUACAUAUAUAGAAUGAUAUAUUACAAAAAAAGCUUAAUUAUUAUUAAAUUUUAAAUUAUUUGUAACAUAAAUAAAAAGAAACUUUCUUUAAAUCACAACAUCAAUUAAGUAAUUUAAAAAUUUUAUUUUUUUUUUAUUUGUAAAAACAUAUUUGUAAAAACAUUACAGGUUUUCAAAAUUAUAAAGUUUUAAUUUAAAAUAAACUAGAACAUACAGAGUUUUUGUAUUUAUAUUUUGUGUAAAUUAAAAUCUUUUUGAUUUUUUUUUUUGGUAAUUAAAAAAAGCAUUGGAAUAUAGAAAACAUUGAAUUUCAAAGGCAUUCUUUUGUAAAUUUUUAUUUUAACAACGCAUUUUUAAUCCAUUUGUCUAACAUAGUGCACAGACUUUAAAAUUUCAUCGUGCAAAAUUGCCACAAAAGGAAAUUCAAAAAACAAUUACUCGAAGAAAUUUGAAAAGUCAGUACCAAUAUCUCUACACUGGGACAAAAUGGCUAAAUAUUGUAAUUUAUAAUAUGCUGACAUCAAUAAUUCAAUAACGUAAAUAAAUUUCUAUAAGAAAUAACAACAAAAAAUAAUAAUUUUUCUGCAUUUUUGUCGGCUUAGUUAUAUAAUAUAGAAUUUAUUUAUUAAAAUUAAAAAAAGAAAUUAUUUAUUAUAUCUAAUAAUCAAUUAGAUUUUGUUUAUUAUUUAUAUAUAAAUUAUAUUAUUAUUAUAAUAAUUUUGUUAGCCAAAAAUUAUUAUUCCGCCCUUUAUUUCAAUUAUUCUAGCGAAUAAUCAUUUUUGUA
Molecule: messenger RNA, 3714 nt
Organism: Condylostylus longicornis
Lineage: Eukaryota; Metazoa; Arthropoda; Insecta; Diptera; Dolichopodidae
Product: acyl-CoA:lysophosphatidylglycerol acyltransferase 1-like
Exons: 7
Coding region: 1001-2545 (514 amino acids)
Cellular component (GO): endomembrane system
Molecular function (GO): acyltransferase activity
Source: RefSeq, a predicted model, not a curated record